GUUUUAAAUUUUAAACUGGGAUGAACAUAACAAGUAAGAACAAGUUUUUAUGAUACUCAGUCGAUCGCCGACCGUCUCACUGUACAAACCUUCUACUAUCUACUAUUUGUGUUUAUUAAUAAAAAAAAUAAAAAUAAAUAUUAGAUAAAUAAAAGUGGUUAAGGAAAAAUAAUAUCAAAAAAAAAAAACCAGUCACUACCAUAAUGGGUACAUAUCCAACUUGUUGAGUAAUCAGUGCAACCAAAGAUAUCUAUUUUUUUUUUUUUCUUCAAGUGUUAUAAGCAAGAUUAAAUAUAUAUAUUUAAAGCAAAAAUAAAAUAAUCAUCAAUGAUUAUUAAAUAGUAGAUAAAAUAGUGUUUAUUAAAAUUUAAAUAAUUAUUAUCUUUUAUUAUUGACAAAACAAUGACAUCAGUAUCGUCAAAAGACGAUAGAAAAAUGCGUAUUAAAGAACAAAAAAAAAUCAAUGAUAAAUCAUUAAAAAUAAUUAAUGAUGAUCCUGGAAUUAAUCAGUCAUUUUUAAAUUUACCACCAGAAAAUUUAAGUAUAUCACAUUCAGAUAUUGAACAGGGUUUUAAUAAAUAUAAAAAAUGUCUUAAAUUUGAUAAGUCAACAAUUCUAAGUUUAAUUGCAAUAUUCAUUGGACUUAUUUGUAUAACAAUUGAGGCAAUUAAAUUACAAAAAUUAUUUGAAAAUUCAAGAGACAUUGAUAAUAUUAAAAAAGACAUGGAAAUAUUAAAAAAUCGUUAUUAUGAAGAAGAUUUAUUGGAUGAACUCAAAGCAUUUGAAGAGCAGUUGAAUGCUGAUGAAGGUGGAACGUUAAAUUCAAAAAUUGAUGAUGAUGAUUACGAUACAUAUUAUGAUGAUGAUGAUGAUGAUUAUAAAAGUAAUGAAAGUAAUGAUUAUUCAAAUGAAAAUAAUAAUACAAAAAUAAAGAAAAAAAAAUUGAUUGAUCAAUCAAAUAAAAAACAAGACAAUCCAAAGCAUAAUAAAAAAAAACGUUUUGUUUCAAAUGAAUCUGAAUCAAGAUUAAUUGAUGAUAAUAAAUCAUUGAUUAAUAAAACAAUACCAAAUAACAAUGAUGAUGAUGAUGAUAAUAAAUUUAAAAAAUAUCAUAAAAAUAACAAGAUAAAUAAAAAUAGAAAAAAAUCACAAAUUGUUAGACGUAAUUUACGUUCAUCAAGAAAUAUAUUUGCAGCAAAUUAUGAAGCUGAUAUGAUGAUGUUUCAUCAUGAUGAUGAACAUACUGGUAAUGGUAGAGCUAAACACAAUGAGGGUAUAUUUAAAGCAUGGAGAUCAAGUGAUUGGAUGGAUAGUUUAGGAAUGAAUCGUUAUUUUACAUUAUCCAGAGAUGGAAAAUUAACUGUUCAUGAAUCUGGUGUUUAUUUGGUAUAUGCACAAAUUCAUUAUCUUGAUGAACAUGAUGAAAAUGGCUUUCAUAUGCUUGUUGAUGGAACACCAAUAUUACAAUGCAUGGUUUAUAGUCCUGGAACUGGACACAAAAGUAGAUCAUGUUAUUCAUCACAAGUUACUUAUCUCAAGUCAGGUAAUCGUAUUGUCAUCAAAGAUGUUGGACCAGCACGUUAUACAUUAUUUCAACGUGAUAAGAGUUUUUUUGGCUUGACAAAACUUGGUGAUGUUAGACAACAACAAUCAACACAAUUGACCUGGCAUUCAUCACCAUCAUCAUCAUCAUCAUCAGCACCACAAAAUUCUGGACGAUGACUGUUGUAUUAUUUAUAAUUAUUAAUUACAUUUAUUAUUAAUUUUUAUUUUGUUAAAAUUCAAACAAGUAUACCAAAACAAUUUAUAA
Molecule: messenger RNA, 1810 nt
Organism: Aphidius gifuensis
Lineage: Eukaryota; Metazoa; Arthropoda; Insecta; Hymenoptera; Braconidae
Gene: egr
Product: protein eiger
Exons: 3
Coding region: 403-1722 (439 amino acids)
Biological process (GO): immune response
Cellular component (GO): membrane
Molecular function (GO): tumor necrosis factor receptor binding; receptor ligand activity
Source: RefSeq, a predicted model, not a curated record